This is a messenger RNA of Talaromyces marneffei, 2382 nucleotides long. RefSeq lists its product as uncharacterized. The transcript is spliced from 5 exons. Gene Ontology annotation, biological process: regulation of DNA-templated transcription; DNA-templated transcription. Bases 1 to 2382 code for a protein of 793 amino acids. The record is from RefSeq and is a predicted model, not a curated record. Gene Ontology annotation, molecular function: zinc ion binding; DNA binding; DNA-binding transcription factor activity, RNA polymerase II-specific. Lineage: Eukaryota; Fungi; Ascomycota; Eurotiomycetes; Eurotiales; Trichocomaceae.
AUGGACGACGAACAGCGUCCUCCGCGUCGUCCAUCACCAGCAGUCAAUCAACUUGUCGGCAAUCUUGCCAGUUUCCCGCCGCUAUCAGAUUCUUCUGCUUCUUCCGUUCCUCUUGUUGGUGUUACAGGCAUAGCGGGGGACCCUCGAUUUCGUGCGCCUAAUGAACAACAACACCACCACCAACACCAACACCCCUCCUCCCUAAGCCGAGCAGGAGGAGGCACCGCCAAAGUGGCCAUCCCCAGGGCUGCGAAUCUGGUAGAGCAGGCAAACUUAAACAAACGGGUUGGUCAUGCCUGUGAAUCUUGUCGAGACCAAAAGACCAAGUGUAGUGGCGAUCGUCCAACAUGUCAGCGGUGUCAAGACCUUGGCCUGACCUGUCUUUAUGGUGAUCGCAAGCGAGAACGAACAGCAAAGCAACUCAGAGAUCUUUCGAAGCAGGUGCAAGAAUAUGAACAACUUUUCUGUGACUUGCAACCAAAACUUGAUUCCGACGACAGUCAACUCGUCCAAGACCUCUUGUCUAAAUAUAAGCUUGAUGGAGAUGGACCCUUGGUUGAAGAAACAUCAACAACACCCGUGACUCGAUCUGGUCCAUCGGAAUCGGGUCAUUCGGAAGCAGACUUUUCUACAGGAUACCCGGCCGCGCGACCCAUUGUGAUCAGCUUCCUGAGCGGUGCCGACUACACGGAGGAAGACUUUAACCGCAAUGAACGUUCCAAAGCCCUCGGUUUCGUGGGGAAACACUCGGAGACCUCGUGGCUAUACCAUCUCAAGCGCGAUCUGGAAUCCAACGCCUCGCCCUUGCCUACAAGCAGCGACGCCAACCCAUCGAGCGUACCGGAUGAUCAGGAUCGUAACGCGAUUGCGUCCGUGACUUACUUUUUAGACGACGAAGAUAUCCCUAUCCUCGAGGACGCGGAACCAUUGGCUCGACCACCACAGGCUGUUGCGAAUAGUUUGGUGCAGAACUUCUUUACCACCGUGCAUCCGACGUUCCCCAUCAUAGUGCCGGAGACAUUUGUUCGCCAGGUGAAUACGUUCUACACAAGUUCCUUUGUUCGGCCUGGUCGUAGAUGGCUGGCUAUCUUGAAUCUGGUAUUUGCGACAUCGUCGCGAUGUUUCCAUCAUCAGAUGCAGCCGAAUUCGACGGUGGCAAAUGAUGAGACUUUAUUGUACUUUUCACGUGCGUGGAAACUUGGCAUGCAACCUAAUGCGCUUCUGGAUCAUCCGGAUUUGCAGCAAGUGCAAAUUGAGGGAUUGCUGGCGAUAUUUUUGCUAGCAUUAGGACAUGUCAAUAGGGCAUGGAGAAUAUGCGGCAUUGCGAUCCGCUCGGCUACUGCGAUGGGCCUAAAUCUACGCAGCGAGAGCAACUACGUGACACUACCGUCAAAAGAAUCGCGCUACAAAGUCUGGUGGUCUCUCUACACCCUCGAGACCAUCCUCGGUAACAUGACCGGUCGACCUUUGAACCUGGACAGCGACUUUUGCACCACUCCGUUACCCGUCCCCUUUGAGGAACACGAAUACAACGAGGCAGAGGUGAUACGAAUCAUGACAGACCACAAAACCCGAAACAAUCUUCUCGCACAUGUCAUUACGCGGCCCGUUGGGGAGAUGCCGGCAGCAGGGGAUGUGCAAUCCGUUCGAAACGCGAUGGAUAUACUAAACCCGAACAUGGCGCUCUACUUUGUAUGCUACGUUGAUCUUACCCGAAUCAUGCGAGAGAUCGUGGAGACUCUAUACGCCCCCGAGAUCGUCCAGAAUUCAGCGCGGGAUGCCGAAGCCGCCAUUACAGACGCAAACGCCAAACUAGAAAAAUGGCUGUCCAAAUUACCCGCCGGAUUCCGUAUUGUGGAAGAAGGAGGAGGAGGAGGAGGAUCCCUCGUGACGCAUGAUCGAUAUAGUCUCAGUCUUGCGCUACAUUACUACAGUGCCACGAUCUUAGCCUGCAAGCCAUGUCUACAUUACUUUGAUAAGCCGUCCAGCUCUUCCUCCGGAGAUAGCAGUUUCUAUACCUACGUCGCCGCUUCCUGCGUCCAGGCCGCCUGCCGGAUGUUAGAUCUCUUCCCGGCCGAGUUUGAUGGUACAUGGUUAAACCAAGUCGCACCCUGGUGGUGCAUGCUCCACUACACCGUGCAAGCCACUGCCGUUCUUCUAAUAGACUUCUCGCUUUGCCAUCCCGGAUCCAUCCCAGAGGCCUCAAUACAGGCGCUGGAAAAGGCGGCAAGUUGGCUGAAUGAGAUGGCGCGAAUAGAUUUGGCUUCUCGACGUGCUUGUGUUGUUUGUGGUGCGUUGUUGGCGAAGCUUUCGGGGGUGGUGGGAAACAGGGCUGGUGUUGCUGAAGAGGCGGUUGGAUCUCGUUCUGAAGACGAGACGUGA